AUGGAUCAAUUUGCCGAGUCAAACGAUCUUAUGCGGGAAUGGCGUCAAAUGUUCCAUAGAGACUCCGGAAAACAGCCUCGACAGCUAGCGAGACAGUCCGACAUCUGGAGCAUCGAGCAGUCGCCCCCCCCUUCCCCGAAAGCCGAUGCAGAUAAUGAUCCAGACUGCCCUUUCGAAUACACCGACGAUCGGCCAUAUGCGCAAAAGAACUGGACCACAUCCCUCGAUGACCCCUCACAACAGUCGGGAGAGGAAGACUGGGCCAUGGAAAGAGAAGGUGACUUGGUUCAUGAGAUGGCCGAGGCCGAGACUUCCGACAUUCCCGACGAUGUUAGUCGAGCCUUGACAUGCUUAGACGACCGAGUUGAGGCAAUAGUUAGCCAGCUUCAGAAGCAGUACACGUGGAACAAAAUGAUACAGGGGCACAUUGAGACCGUCGCGCAGGGAUAUGAUGACAUCCCAACUCUGCGGAGCAUAGUGGAGAAGUUGCAAGAGCGAAUCGACAUCCUCUGCGUGGAUAGAGGGGAUGAAGAGGGCAUGUCGGAGCGGAAAGCAGGCCGGCCCAAGCGAUCCAUGAAGUGA
Molecule: messenger RNA, 582 nt
Organism: Penicillium verhagenii
Lineage: Eukaryota; Fungi; Ascomycota; Eurotiomycetes; Eurotiales; Aspergillaceae
Exons: 3
Coding region: 1-582 (193 amino acids)
Source: RefSeq, a predicted model, not a curated record